Vombatus ursinus (common wombat) is the source of this 2447-nucleotide messenger RNA. It is a transcript of the gene FAM114A1, whose product is annotated as family with sequence similarity 114 member A1. The transcript has 14 exons. The coding region runs from base 98 to 1777 and encodes 559 amino acids. NCBI's taxonomy places the organism in Eukaryota, Metazoa, Chordata, Mammalia, Diprotodontia, Vombatidae. The record is from RefSeq and is a predicted model, not a curated record.
UCCUGCCUGCUUCUCCCAGGCCCUGCCGACGUGGCGGGGCGGGGAAGGGCCAGGGGGCGCUCGGGGGACCAGCUCUGCCGGCUCUAGCGAAAUAAAAAUGUCUGAAGACACAAGUAACACAAUAACACCUGAAGAAAAAACUGAAAUAACCAAGAUGCCUGAUACGGAUUCUUUACUUGAGGAUGCUGCAAUACACCAUGAAACACCUGAAAUUUUGAAUGAAUCUCCACCAAUUGGACUGAAAGAAGAGGCAGACAAAACCAUAAAAGUAGAGAAUGAAGAGGUGGCUGGUAUCCAGCAUCCUAACAAUCCCUUGGCAGAAGACACCAUUGCAAAGGAACCUCCUUCCAAUGGGGGAGUAACAGAAGAUGUACUUGUUGAGUGCAUUGAGUCUGUAAGCCUUGAGCCAGAUCCUGCAUCUGAAGUGUUACUGAGUGAGCAAAGCAACCAGGAUGAGGACCCUUCUUCUCAAGGAAGUGGGUGGACAGGAUGGGGAUCCUGGGGAAAAUCCCUUUUGUCAUCUGCAUCUGCUACAGUUGGUCAUGGUUUAACCGCAGUUAAAGAAAAAGCAGGGGCCACCCUCAGGAUUCAUAAUGCGAAUUCUAGGUCAUCUGAAGGUGAACAAACGGAUACAGAUAAAACAUUCCAAGUAACAGAAGCUGGCACAGAUCAGAGCCCUGGAGAAGGUCCACCCUCUUCCCCAUCAGGAUCCCGAGGAAUGCUGUCAACUAUCACCACCGUUGUUCAUAACACAGGUAAAAGUGUCUUAAGUGGUGGCCUGGAUGCUUUGGAAUUCAUUGGCAAGAAAACUAUGAAUGUCCUUGCAGAAAGUGAUCCAGGUUUUAAGCGGACCAAAAUAUUGAUGGAGCGAACAGUUUCUUUAUCUCAGAUGUUAAGGGAAGCCAAAGAAAAAGAGAAGCAGAGAUUGGCUCAGCAGCUCACAGCAGAAAGAACGGCACACUAUGGGAUGCUUUUUGAUGAAUAUCAAGGCUUGUCACACCUGGAAGCCCUAGAAAUUCUCUCUAAUGAAAGCGAAAUCAAGGUUCAGUCAUUUUUAGCAUCACUUGAUGGAGAGAAACUGGGGAGCUUUAAAAAUGACCUAAUUUCUAUUAAAGAUAUCUUUACGCCAAAGGAAUCAGAGAGUGAAGAGAAUCAAGAGGAGAAAGGUGAAAAGGGAGAAUUUGUUAGCAUGCUAACGGAACUUCUCUUUGAAUUACAUGUUGCAGCGACUCCCGACAAACUCAAUAAGGCUAGAAAAAAGGCUCAUGACUGGGUGGAAGAAGCUCAAACUGUGACAUCAGUUGAUGUGGUAGAACAGCCAGUGGAGAAAACUCCAGAUGAUGAAGAAGAGAAUCCGAAAGUCCCUGAAGAUGAAAAUAAAGAAGAAAAGAAAACCAAGACACUAGAGGAAGUGUACAUGUUAUCGAUCGAAAGUCUUGCUGAAGUAACUGCACGCUGUAUUGAACAACUUCAUAAGGUAGCAGAGCUAAUUCUUCAUGGGCAAGAAGUGGAAAAACCAGCCCAGGACCAAGCAAAAGUCCUUAUAAAAUUAACCAGUGCAAUGUGUAAUGAAGUGGCCUCCUUAUCUAAGAAGUUUUCUGAUUUUUUGACCACCACUGGGAGCAACCAGAAGGCGGAGGUCCUUAACCCAAUGAUCAAUAGUGUUUUGUUAGAGGGCGCCAAUAGUACUACAUACAUCCAGGAUGCUUUCCAGCUGUUGCUUCCUGUUCUGCAGAUUUCACACAUCCAAACCAAUUGUUCAAAAGAAGAGCAGUAACAGCUACCAGAAUCUCUCAACAUGUAAAAGCAAGCCAUGGCCACAUUCUUGUAGUGUUUGUGGCUAAGGGGAUGUCUUAAAAGAAAACUGGCUCCAGAAGGCCCAUCAGAGGACACUACAGCAGUUUUGCACAGACAGUAUUGAAAAUGUAUUUAAAGAUAUUUCUUUUAAUGUAUAUGGUUGUUAGAACAGCUUUUUUUUUGCAAAUAGUAAUAUUUUCUUCAUAUUAAUUUAAACUGAAACAGCAAGUAUAUUCAAAAUAGUGUUGGCUUAACUAUAUUUCCAUUCAUAAAAAUAAUUCCUGUUCUUUAAUUGGUAAAUCACACUGUGUCAAGAGGAGAUCCCAUGAUCUUGAAUUCUUUAAAUCCUGAAUGCAGAUAGUUUCAAAUUUCCCACUCUUCAAGCAUCAAUUUUUUAAAAUUUUUUUACUAAAUUGUGAUGUAGAAAACACAUAUCUUAUGAAAUUUUUAUGUUAGAUAGUAAGGCAAUAUGGUAUAGUGGAAAAGCACCCAAUGUGCUGAAAUGCAGAGGACCUGAAUUCAGGCUCUGCCAAUUGCAUAACCUUGGGUGAGUCGCUUAGUUUCUCCAAAUCUCAGGUUUCUCAUUUGUAAAAAUAAGGUGGUUAGUCUAGAUUAUAGUUUCUUAACCUCUUUUGUGUCAUGGACUCUGC